Haliotis rubra (blacklip abalone) is the source of this 2030-nucleotide messenger RNA. RefSeq lists its product as uncharacterized. Gene Ontology annotation, molecular function: protein binding. Lineage: Eukaryota; Metazoa; Mollusca; Gastropoda; Lepetellida; Haliotidae. The coding region runs from base 171 to 2030 and encodes 619 amino acids. The record is from RefSeq and is a predicted model, not a curated record. The transcript has 5 exons.
ACAUGCUACACGCUGUAUGCACCAACCUCGGGCUUAGGACAGACACAUCAUCCGACAUACAAAAAUCCGAACAUCACCAUCAGCAUCAUGAGUGAUUAUCAGGUGGGGACUUACCUGUGACAAAAUCGGAUGACACUGACUGGAAUCCAUCAGUCGGACAACGGUGAGCAAUGGAGGGAACUCCCGACUCACGUGACCAGCACAUGACCAGAUGGCUUACUGAGGAAGCAGCUGAAGUACGGAGGAGGAAUGAAGAAGGGAGACAACCCACUUCUGUCUCAGCCAUACAGCAGAACUACAGUGGCCCAGUGUCUCAGGUGGACUUGACCAAUGCUUCCAAUGUCUCCGUCUCCGUCGGGGAGCAAGGAAGUAAAGGAUGUCUGUCCCAAGAACGUUUCCGUCAAAAGAUGGAACUCCUAAAGAAGUAUUUUGUGGACAUCCAUGCCCUCCAGACAGCCAAACAACUCCUUGAGAAGCAUGGUCAUGUCAGCAUCUGUGGAGCCCCGGGGGAUGGGAAGACCAGCAUUGCUCUGAUGAUCUGUGAGGCAUAUCAGCAACAGGAAUAUGAAACAGUCUUUGUGGAACACAUUGAACACUUUGAUGUUGAUACAAUUUCAAAACGACAAUCACACAUGUUGGUUGUUUUUGAUGAUAUAUUUGGCUCUAUUACAUUCAUUUCAAAUUUGGAAAAACUGCAUCAAUUGUUUAGUGCUUUAGUUGAUGAUCGUACUAAAACAGCUGCAGAUAUAGAGGUUUCAAAGAAGAAGAAGGAAGAACAAUCAAAGCAGAAAGACAAAUCUAAUGAAGAAAUCCCUGUCUACAGACUGAAGCUUGUGUUCACAUCCAGGACAUACAACUGGAAGGAAGGAUGUUCCAGGCUACAUCAGUACAAGGUGGAUCUGCUUACAACAGAAGCUGUUCUUGAUAUGGCUAAAGACUGUCUCACGAUGGAAGAAAAGAAACGUAUGUUAUGUUCCUACAAGUCCAAACACCCUGCAUGCGAUAUCUCUGAAAAAGAUAUUUGUAUCAUCGCAGAUUCAAAACACAACAUAUUUGGAUUUCCUCUUAUCGGCAGACUGUUUUUUACCAAUGCUGUCUUCCAGAUGCACAACCUGCAAUUCUUCAACCAUCCACUGACCUACCUGAGAGGCGACCUUGACACCAUUGUCCGGGAGGGAAGCAAUAGAUCGGCAGCAAUCAUCAUCCUCAUCCUGUCUGAUGGGAAACUGAAUCUUGUUUCUUUGCAGUCACGGAAAGCUGGACAUGUAAUGUUUGACGCUGUGAAGGAAGUAGUUCCUUGUUGUACAAGGACAGGCGUUGCCAAUGAGAUCCACAACUUUACUGGGAUCUACUGUACAGUCGAGGAUCACAUGGCAUCUUUCUCCCACCCCUCCAUAUACGAUGCUGCUGCCUGUGCUGUAGGACAUCUCAAUAUCGUGUUGCUGCUGGGACACUGCUCCCUGAAAUUCUUGUAUGAAAGGGUGAGACUGGAUAAGAGUUCUGAGUCAACAGGCAUGGACGAUGUCACAAACAUGAUCUCCAUCACUCCCCAACUACACCCAACAGUAGUGAACAGAUUGGUGGAAGGUAUCCGACAAGGAUGCUUCAUUUGGACAGUAAAACACUUAGUUCUCCGUGAUGAAAGCAUUGCUUCUCUGCUUUGGACAGAGAUCAAUGAUAACAUAGCUGAGACUGUCCUGCGAAGGGAUAUGGACACUGGUGAAAGCUUUUUGCAUUUGGCCUCCCUCUCUGACAGUUACUUUCUAUUCUCCAAGUCUUUAGAAGUUGCUGUGAGACUGGGUGACAGAGCACCUGAUCUGUAUGCAUUUGUUGUAGCCUGUGUUACCCAUGACAAACUGAAACACCUGGAACACCUCGUUAGAGUUAUGGGUAAACAUGGAGGAUUUAAUGUUGAAUAUACCAUCGAUGGGACAACCCUCCUUCUCAUGGCUGCAAAGUCACCAAAAUCCAAGGUGUUCAACUUUCUCAUACAGAAAGGUGCUGACAUUUCAGUCAGCUCAAUAUUCUGA